AUGUCUUGGGAAGUCGAAAGUUCUGAUCCUAAUUCUCCAAUUGAGGAAGUACAGACAGAACAAGACUAUCAAAACAUGAUUUUAUGGAGCGCAUCUCAACAAGCUGAAGAAGAAGAAAGGAAAGAUUUAGAUGAGCGCAUAGAAGCUGUUAAAGAAGCCAUACAAAAUGAAGAGUAUAGUGGCAAAAACAAGAAAAAGCUCACGGAAUUAAAAGGCGAAUUAGAUACUUUAAUACUUCAGAAACAAUUACCAGAAACAAUUAAUGUUACUAUUGAUAAUAACUCUUCGAAUACAUCUAUUGCCAUUGACUCAGUGGAAAUGGAUCUUUCAAAUUUUUGGCACUAUAAAGUGAUGAAAACAGAUUACGUUGGCGAAGAUGCCAUCAAUCUUACAAAUGAUGACUCCGAUGAACAAGUCUAUCAAGCUAGAUUAUCUUUUAUUGAAAACUUUUGUGAUAAAUGCACUAUAUACCAUGAAAUAGAUUCUGGUUUCAAAGUAUGGCAGCCCAUCUGGCAAUCUCUAUUUCCCCACCAGCGUGGCGCCAUAGAUUGGCUAUGGGGUCUUUUCAAACAAAAGGCUGGCGGCAUAGAAGGUGAUGAAAUGGGCUUAGGAAAGACUUGUAUAUGCGCAACAUUCAUAGCCUCACUUAUCCAAUGCAACCUUAUUAAGAAACCCAUACUAAUUAUGUGUCCGCUCACUGUAUGUCAACAAUGGAUCAGAGAGCUACAUAUUUGGUGUCCAUUUGUCAAAUCAAUAUUAUACCAUGAUACCAGAACAAACAAAAAGAUAUCUCGCGAAGAAAUUCUACGACAAGUUGAAGGAACAACUAAUAUCAUCGUUACAAACUACCAAUCAGUGACUUCUCUUAAAGAUGACACAUCGCUACAGAUCAUUGAUUGGUCCUGCAUCAUCUGCGAUGAAGCACAUAACAUCAGAAAUCACAAAACCGAAAUUUCCCAAGUAGUCAAGAAACUUACAGCUGAUUUCAGAUUGGCUGUUACGGGAAGUCCAAUACAGAACGAUCUCCUUGAACUUUGGUCGAUCUUUGAUUUCGCAUAUCCCGGAUUACUCGGUGCCUUCAAUGUUUUCCAACAAGAGUUCGCUGAUCCAAUCAAACAAGGUGGAUACGCAAAUGCCUCCUCAUUUGAAGUUUUUAGAGCGUAUUCUUCCGCACAAGCAUUACGAGAUUUGAUCAAACCAUAUCUUUUGAGACGAUUAAAAUCUCAAGUCAAUGCCAAUUUACCUGCAAAGACCGAGCAGAUCUUCUUCUGUCAAUUAACACAAACACAGAUUAAUUGUUACGAAGAAUUUCUCAAAAGUCCGACAGUCCAAGCGAUUUUCAACAACGGAGCAGACAUGUUUCCAGGAAUGGUCCUUCUCCAAGAGAUCUGCAACCAUCCGAAUAUUUUCGAUGAACAGAAAUAUUCGACAAAUCCAAAGAUGAGUUGCAAAACAAAAUUAUUGAUGAAAAUUUUGCCACAAUGGCACAAAGAAGGACAUCGAUGUCUUCUUUUCGCUCAAUCUCUCAAGAUGCUCUCCAUUCUUGAAGAAAUCAUGACGAAUCUCAACCUAGAGUUCUUCAGGAUGGAUGGAGAUACUCCUCCUGAGAGAAGAAUAGUGAUUAUGGAUAGAUUCAAUCACGGUGACAAAUUUGCUUGUCUUCUGUCAAAAAAAGUUGGCGGUUUGGGAAUAAAUUUGACAGGUGCCGAUAGAGUGAUUAUCAUUGAGCCAGAUUGGAAUCCGUCAACAGAUGAACAAGCAUUGGAAAGAGCUUAUCGCAUUGGACAGACGAAAUCUGUUUCUGUUUAUAGAUUAAUUUGUGUUGGAACAAUUGAAGAAAAAAUUUACAAGAAACAGAUUUUCAAACAAAUUCUUUCUAAUACUAUUAUGCAGGAUGCCAGACAAAAGAGGUUGUUUAAUGCAAAUACUGUUUAUGAUUUGUUUUCUCUUGAUUUCGAGUUGGAUUCCGAGUUCAACAAAGAAGAAGAAAGACUUGAAGACGACGAAAAAGAUGAAGAUGAAAAUUCAGAAGGAAAAGACAAUGAACUCAUGAAAUCUUUGAUAGAAGGUGGAGAUAUAAGUAAAGUAUUUAACCACAAUGACUUGCUCCAAAAGGAUAUUUCUAAUGAUGAUUUGAUAUCAAAGAGAAAAGCAAAUAUCGCUGCAACAUUAAGUAAAAGAAAACUCAAACAUUCCGUAGAAAAGAUUGAAUUAAAAAAUACAAGUGCACACGUUUUGUCUGUAAUUAAAAGCCCGUCAUCAAGUUUAGAUUUGUCUACAAUGUCCAAUGAUUUGAUUCUUUAUUUCAAAAAUCAUGGAGGAAAAGUUACAACUGACCUUAUAUUAAAACACUUCAAACACCAGAAAUUCUCUGAAGAUGACAUGAAGACUAUUAAGGAACUACUUAAUAAGAUAUCAGUAUUUAAUAAGAGAACAAAAAUUUGGUACUUAAUGAGUAGAUAUAAUUGA
Trichomonas vaginalis G3 is the source of this 2469-nucleotide messenger RNA. RefSeq names its product DNA excision repair protein ERCC-6-related family. Gene Ontology annotation, molecular function: ATP-dependent chromatin remodeler activity; ATP binding. Gene Ontology annotation, biological process: transcription-coupled nucleotide-excision repair. NCBI's taxonomy places the organism in Eukaryota, Parabasalia, Trichomonadida, Trichomonadidae. The record is from RefSeq and is a predicted model, not a curated record. The coding region runs from base 1 to 2469 and encodes 822 amino acids. Gene Ontology annotation, cellular component: nucleus. The transcript has a single exon.